GUCGUGGAAAACGUGAGUGGUUGACCUAUUCCCGCGUUUCUCUUCGGUUUGAAGUCGAAACAUAAGCUUGGACUAACACCCUGAUAUAGCUCCUUAUAAAGGCAGAAGAGGGAAGGCCAGCCGAGAAGUUGUUCGUAAAGUGCGUGCAGAGGAUGGCAUUGCUCGGGACGCCCUUCUACCUCGAUGCAGCUCUCUGGGCCAAAACAGGGGACAGGUUCUAUCGGCUUACUGGAGGGGGCCCUGGUGGCUCGUUGGAAGAUGAUCUCGCCAAGUCGGAGAAGUUGACGGAAACCUCCAAAGGUUUCAAGGCGUUACUAGGGAAGGGCUCCCUCGAACUUGUCGCGUUCUACGAGGGGAAAGCUAGCACCGUCUCGGGCGGGGCGCAGGAAAUGAUCAGAGGCCUGACUGCUGUCAAAGUCCCCGGGGCGCCCAACCCUACCCGUCUUGCUAUCACCCACCAGGGCAUGGCCAGGGCGGUGACGGCGGAUGAUGACCAUUUCCGGCGAAUCUCGCGGGUUUUGGUAGAAUGGGUUGACGAGCUAGCUGAGGAAAGGAACGAAGAGAAAGGGGCAAACCAGGUUGCCAAAUUUGAAGGAGACAACAUUGGGGGAUUCCAGCUCGGGUUCAAUCCGGGAACCAUCAACGGUGUCACCCUCGGCGGCUCUGGGGGCAGUAAAGGCGCGAGGGGAGAGUGA
Chaetomium fimeti is the source of this 695-nucleotide messenger RNA. RefSeq lists its product as uncharacterized. The record is from RefSeq and is a predicted model, not a curated record. Lineage: Eukaryota; Fungi; Ascomycota; Sordariomycetes; Sordariales; Chaetomiaceae. The coding region runs from base 153 to 695 and encodes 180 amino acids. The transcript has a single exon.